CUGAUGAGAACAAUGUUGAGCAUCCACCCCCUGGAGAACCUGAAGCUGUACAUCAGCAGCCGGCCCCCGCUGGUGGUCUUCAUGAUCAGUGUCAGCGCCAUGGCCAUCGCUUUCCUGACCCUGGGCUACUUCUUCAAAAUCAAGGAAAUCAAGUCACCGGGGAUGACAGAGGACUGGAACACCUUUCUGCUACGCUUCAAUGACUUGGACUUGUGUGUAUCGGAGAACGAGACACUGAAGCACCUCACCAACGAAAGCACCACUCUGGAGGGCACAGUGAGCAGCGGGCAGACCCGGGCCGCCACCCAGCCCCCUCAGGCCCUGGAGGACUCGGGCCCACUCAACAUCUCAGUGGCCAUCACGCUGACCCUGGACCCUCUCCGACCUUUUGGAGGGUACUCCCGCAACGUCACCCACCUGUACUCGACCAUCUCUGGGCAUCAGAUCGGACUCUCAGGUAGAGAGGCUCACGAGGAGAUCAACAUCACCUUCACGCUGCCCACGGCCUGGAAUGCUGAUGACUGCGCUCUCCACGGGCACUGCGAGCAGGUGGUGUUCACGGCCUGCAUGACCCUCACUGCUGCUCUCGGCGUGUUCCCUGUCACUGUACAGCCACCGCACUGUGUCCCUGACACGUACAGCAACGCCACACUCUGGUACAAGAUCUUCACCACCGCCAGAGAUGCCAAUACAAAAUACGCUCAAGACUACAACCCGUUCUGGUGUUAUAAGGGGGCCAUUGGAAAAGUCUACCAUGCUUUGAACCCCAAGCUCACGGUCAUCGUUCCAGAUGACGAUCGCUCCCUCAUAAACCUGCACCUCAUGCACACCAGCUACUUCCUCUUCGUGAUGGUCAUAACCAUGUUUUGCUACGCCGUUAUCAAAGGCAGACCAAGCAAAUUACGUCAGAGCAAUCCGGAAUUUUGUCCUGAGAAGGUGGCUUUGGCUGAAGCCUAA
This is a messenger RNA of Chrysochloris asiatica (Cape golden mole), 957 nucleotides long. It is a transcript of the gene TMEM248, whose product is annotated as transmembrane protein 248. The transcript is spliced from 6 exons. The record is from RefSeq and is a predicted model, not a curated record. The coding region runs from base 4 to 957 and encodes 317 amino acids. NCBI's taxonomy places the organism in Eukaryota, Metazoa, Chordata, Mammalia, Afrosoricida, Chrysochloridae.